CUAACACACUACCAUUUCUCUACUUAGUGUUUAUUUUGCCAUUUUUCAGAUUCAUUAGUUUAGUUUUAUAACAACAAAAGAUAUCAUUUCAUCUUUUGUACCAAAUAAAGAACCCAAAAAGAAAAGAGAGAAAUAUGAGUCAAGAACAACCAUCUAGACCUCAAGCUGCUGAUGAAGAGCAAGAGCUGCAAGAGCAACAGGCUGUGAAACCUAGUGAUGAUAAUGUUGCGUCCAAGACUGCUGUCCUAUCUCAUUUGUCACAGAACAUUGGUGGUGGUCAAGAUGCCCAAAAGACUCAACGGAAUCCACUCCAAUCAGGCGCUUCUGAAUUGAAGGGAAGCAUCACAAUUGGGGAAGCACUUGAAGCCACCGUCCUGACGGCAGGGCACCGGGCGGUGGACUACAGUGACGCGGCCGCGAUACAAGCUGCGGAGGUGAGAGCAACGGGCCGGACCAACAUAGUCCCCGGUGGUGUUGCCGCGGCGGCUCAGUCCGCGGCGACUCGUAAUGCUCGUGCUACAAGGGAAGAGGAUAAAACUAAGCUGGCUGAAGUUCUGUUGGAGGCAAGCAGCAAAUUGCCGGCAGACAAGCCGGUUACUCGCCGCGAUGCCGAGGGGGUGAUCGGUGCAGAAUUGAGGAAUGACCCAAACCUAUGCACCCGUCCAGGUGGAGUGGCAGCUUCUUUGGCAGCAGCGGCUAGGCUUAACCAAACUAUGAUGAACCAAAAAAAUGAGAAAAGCUAAUUAAGAAAACCAUGCAUAUCCAUCUCAAUCCAUUACUAUAACUAUUAAUUUGUACUUCUAGUUUGUUAAGGGAAACAAAGGAUUCAAACUUUAGCCUAACUGGCUAAUUAUUUAAGUGUGUUGAUUUAUUGUUUGUAGAAACUUUGAUUUCCUGGCGAUUGUUGCCAAUUCCUCCUUGUAGAUCUGUUUCUCUUUUCCUUCAAACAGAAAGAAUAUAUUUGGUCUAUGCA
Messenger RNA from Oldenlandia corymbosa var. corymbosa, 973 nucleotides. Lineage: Eukaryota; Viridiplantae; Streptophyta; Magnoliopsida; Gentianales; Rubiaceae. The record is from the annotation of a GenBank genome assembly.